Molecule: messenger RNA, 894 nt
Organism: Lathyrus oleraceus (garden pea)
Lineage: Eukaryota; Viridiplantae; Streptophyta; Magnoliopsida; Fabales; Fabaceae
Exons: 1
Coding region: 1-894 (297 amino acids)
Biological process (GO): proteolysis
Molecular function (GO): aspartic-type endopeptidase activity
Source: RefSeq, a predicted model, not a curated record
AUGAUUAAGUUACCCUGCCCUCAGAGAGUGACAAAUAAGGAUCCAAAAGAGACAAACUUUGAGAAAUUCAUCACAAUGUUUACAAAGAUAGAGAGCAGUAUGCCUUUCUUCGAAGCACUCGAGCAAAUGCCCAUGUACAAAAAAUUCAUGAAAGAGGUAAUCUCUAAAAAGAGACCAAUAAAAGAUGGGUCGGUAGCCUUGAAUGAAAAGUGUAGUGCAAUAUCACCAGGUAGGAGAAUCCCAAACAAGCAUAAGGAUCACGUAGUUGUUACAAUCCCAUGCAUUAUAAAAGAAAAAACUUUCAAGAAGGUACUAAUUGAUUCAGGAUCCAGUGUGAGUCUGAUGCCAUUACCAAUCUAUCAAAGGCUUGGUAUUGGAAAUGUCAGUGAUACAAGGACAAAUAUGAAAUUUGCAGAUCACUCCAUAAAUAAGUCAUAUGGGAUAAUAGAGGACGUACUGGUGACAAUAGAGGAAUUUAGUUUUCUUGUUGGUUUUGUGAUCAUAGACAUACCUGAGGAUGAAGAGACACUUAUUAUUCUUGGUCGAGCAUUCAUGCGUACAAGUCGAUGCAAUUUCAACAUAGACCAGGGUACACUAACUUUACAAGUUUAUGAUGAUGAAAUAACCUUGAAUGAUAUUGAAAACAGAAAUCUAGAGGUAGAAAAAGAAAAUCACUAUCAAGUAGGCAUGAUUGGGACAUAUGUGAAAGGUCAAAGUAACAUGUCAACAUCAGAAAAAGUCUCAAGAAGGCCUUCUCAACUGAUACCACCUCCAUUAGCAAACCCGAAUGGAAAAAAUACUAUUUCCAUUCCAAAAGCCAUGAGAAAGAGAGUGAAGCCUUAUCACCAAGGGCAAGGGAUUGGCCUAGUAGAAGAUGUUCGCAUACAGGGAUGA